This is a messenger RNA of Nematocida ausubeli, 390 nucleotides long. RefSeq lists its product as uncharacterized. Bases 1 to 390 code for a protein of 129 amino acids. NCBI's taxonomy places the organism in Eukaryota, Fungi, Microsporidia. The record is from RefSeq and is a predicted model, not a curated record. The transcript has a single exon.
AUGGAGCUACUGGGACCGAAUGCAAUUAGAGAGAGUCUGUCUAAGCUGGCAAAUGAAAUAGAAAAUCUAUCAAAGAAUGGGUCUGCAUUGGAGCAGUCAAUUGCCAUGAACAGAAGAAAGAAUGGUUUAUUAUCAAAGGACGUGCAAGAACUAAAAAGAAGGACAGAUGACCAAACAAACCUCCUGAACAGAGAAGAAAAUAAAAUAUUCAAGAAUGCCAGGGAACUAGCAGAAAUAGAAGAUGAAAUAAAUCAGAUAGAAGUAGAAUUAGUAGAAAUGACAGCAGAAAAGACUAACUUACAGAAUGAAUUAAACAGCAGAAUUGAAACAAUCAAAGAAGGAGAGCUUCUUCUGGGUUUAUAUGAAGGAUGCGUGGGUAUUUUUAAAUAA